Messenger RNA from Maniola jurtina (meadow brown), 585 nucleotides. RefSeq lists its product as uncharacterized. Bases 82 to 468 code for a protein of 128 amino acids. NCBI's taxonomy places the organism in Eukaryota, Metazoa, Arthropoda, Insecta, Lepidoptera, Nymphalidae. The record is from RefSeq and is a predicted model, not a curated record. The transcript has 2 exons.
AGGCCAACCUGACCAGUACAUCUUCGGACACCCUACAACACUCUCGUAUAACACGGACAAUUUAAAUACACUCAUAUCAUAAUGAAGUUGCUAAUUGCUUUGUGUUUCGUCGCUAUAAUCGGGUUAUCCUUUGCCGAAACAAAAACAUAUUCGAGAGGCUGUAUUUAUAUUCUUGGAAGAUGCUCUCGUGAAUGUGAGGAAGGCACCCAUGCUUACGCUAUCGGAUGUGGUCAUAUGACACCGGAAGCAACCUGUGACAACCCAAAUCCGGUUGCUGAUACUCGAGGGAUGAUCUGCGACUACUCAGCUUGCUACUGCGACCCCCCCACAGUGCGGGAUACUGCUACUAACAAAUGCGUGCCUUUGGAGGAAUGCCCUAAGAAGGAAGGUCCUAAUAAAGAAGGUCCUAAGCAGGAAGAUCCUAAGGACGAAGGUCCUAAGAAGGAAGAAAAGGUUGCAGAAAAUUAAAAAAGCGAUUUUGCGAAAAUUUUAUUUUAAUGAAAAGCAUGUUUUGUGUAAGUUUAAAAUGUACCGAAAGCAUUAUUUACUGUUCGUAGAAUAACAAUAAAAAUAAUGACACAGUAA